GUGUAUCAACACAGGUGCUGUGAGUGUAUGUAGACUGGGGAAUAGCAUACAAAGCCGAUUAGAGAGAAAUAAGUACUGUACACACGCAGCGCUGUUUCAGAUAUCAUAUAUGGGAAGAUUGAAGAACAAUUUCAAGAAACAGUAAACUAACUCACUGCUCAACUUUGGUCUAAGUUUCCAAAAUUCAGGAGCGCCAUUCAGGUUUGCUAAAUCUGAAGCCACAGCAACUGUAUCAAAUUGCUCAAAAAUGACUGCUUUGCCAAAGCUAACGCCAAGGCAGACGCCAAUUUCUGCCCCAGCAUUUUCACGGAACAUCCCCCUCACCACGGGCGGGACUCCCAAAAUGACAGCUCUUCAUGUCACUUACCCUCCUCUGGAGAGGGCGUAUACCACAGACUUUGCAAAGAUGCCCGAGAGGAUAAACCAGCUAGCUCCCGCAGAAGGAAGGCGGAGAAUAAACAUGAACACAGAAACUGCUGAGGCUAAUUAUUUAAAUGAACAGAGAAAACUGUUAAUGCAGAGAAGGGAACAUUAUAGGUAUUACAAGGCUUGGUCCAGGCCUUACUAUGGGACUCCACAGGAGAAGGAAGAGUACAGGAAAGAGACACGCAGUAUGCUAAAGCAACAGAUGGACCACAAGUGGUCAGCUGAGAAGCAGGAAUUCCUGGAAAAAGUCAAGGAAAGUCAAGCUGCGGCUGCCUAUGAUCAAAAGUGCAACAAUGAGGAUGUAGAAAAUUUCAGGAAUCGCUUCCUGUACUUGACCAAAUUUAGGGAUGAAAAUAAAAGGCUUAUGGAGAAGUUUUGGCUUGAAAGAGAAAGGAGCAAGAUUUUUGAAGAUACCUAUGAUAGGGAGCAGCUUCGUUAUAAUCCAAUAAACUGGAGUUGUACAUUGAAAUAAAGUAGGACACAAUAUCAGACAUUCUAUACAUAUAAUGCAAAGAGGCCAAAGUUCUCCAGACUUGUAAAUGGUGGUGUAAGACUUCAGUGUUGUAGAGAUCACCAGAAAAAGAGACAAAAACCUGUAUUAUGGCGCCAAAUAGAACCAGGUACACCCAGAACCACCACCCUGUCCUCAAGGUCUGACUGUUCAAAUUUGCAGAACAUCAAGUUUUCACUGGUUUUUCACAGAGAUUUGGAACCAAACACUUUUGGGUUUCAUUUUCAACAAGGUAGAAUGGUUGAUGAAUCUCAUAACAUUGCAUUAAGGGUGUGGCUUGAGUUUUUACCUUGUGCGUGUUCACUGAAAUGCCAGCCAUUGAUAGGAAUUGUGUUAUGAAUCAUUUUAAGGCAAAAGCUGCAGUAGUUUUAAGCUGAAUCAGCAGCUGAUUGCUGUAGAGUGCCAGGCAUUGCUGUGGUGAUUUGAACCAAAAUUUAAACCGUUGAUUUAUUUAUUUUGGAACUAUUUUUUAUUAUAUCAGUGCAUACUUGUUCUUGGCACUUUUUAUGAUGAAAAGCAUUGAAUCUUUUUUUUUUCACAAUUUUUAAUUAACACUGCUCAAUAUGUUCAAAAACUGCUCAAACUAAAGCUUAGAGCACAAGUUGACUCUACAGCAUAGAUCUGCCCAUUGACCUAUGCUAAUGUCUCGAUCUUUUCAAUGGACAAAAAUUAUCAAACUUUCAGAUACAUCAUAAAAUCAUAAAAUAUUAUUUUUUUGU
Messenger RNA from Lingula anatina, 1656 nucleotides. RefSeq lists its product as uncharacterized. The record is from RefSeq and is a predicted model, not a curated record. Lineage: Eukaryota; Metazoa; Brachiopoda; Lingulata; Lingulida; Lingulidae.